AUGGCCGGCUCAAUCAACAAACCCAAGAAGCCCAAGUCCAAGCGAACUCCCGUUCGUCUUCGCCACAAGAUCCAAAAGGCGUCCGUCGCAAAGCAAAAGAAGGAGCGCAAGCUCGCAAAGAAGAACCCGGAAUGGCGAACAAAGCUAAAGAAGGACCCUGGUAUCCCCAACCUGUUCCCUUACAAGGAGAAGUUGCUCCAGGAGAUUGAGGAGAACCGCAUUAAGAAGGCCGAGAUGGCGCAAAAACGAAAGGAAUUGGCCAAGGCCGCAAAGACGGGCACCAAGGACGAGAACGCCAUGGCCGAUGUCGAGGUUGACUCCGCCGACGAGAUGGACGAUGACGAGAUGGAUGACGAUAUCGACGAGUCAAACCCCAUGGCUGCUCUUAUUGCCAGCGCUCGCGCUGCCGCCGCCACCUAUGACCGACAGCUCGCAGAGGACGACGACAUGGAUGAGGACGACAGUGACGAUUCCGACAACGACCGUGGCCCUGAGAUGUCAAUUGGCCAAGCCUCUUCAAGAAAGACUUACGACAGAGUCUUCAAGCAAGUUGUCGAGGAAGCCGAUGUUGUCCUUUACGUCCUUGAUGCACGCGACCCUGAGGGCACCCGUUCUCGCGAGGUGGAGCGUCAGGUCAUGGCUGCCGCAGCUGGUGGCAAGCGACUUAUCCUGGUUAUCAACAAGGUCGAUCUGAUCCCUCCCAAGGUUCUCCGAGACUGGCUCAUCUACCUUCGCCGUUACUUCCCUACUCUGCCUCUCCGAGCUUCUGGCGCCGCUCCCAAUGCACACACUUUCAACCACCGCGACCUGACUGUUCAGAGCACCUCUGCUACGCUCUUCAAGGCUCUCAAGAGCUUUGCUGCUAGCCGACAAUUGAAGCGUGCUGUUUCCGUCGGUGUUAUUGGUUAUCCCAAUGUUGGUAAGAGCUCCGUUAUCAACGCGCUCCUGUCCAGGAUGAGUGGAAAGGGUGGCAGCUCUUCAAAGGCCUGCCCUGCUGGUGCUGAGGCAGGUGUUACCACGAGCAUCCGAUCAGUCAAGAUUGACAGCAAGCUUACUCUUCUCGACUCCCCUGGUGUCGUCUUCCCCUCGUCUUCCUCAACACAGUCCGCCGGUCUUGUCUCUCUUAAGAACGCUACUGAGGCACAUGCCCACCUGGUUCUCCUUAACGCUGUUCCUCCCAAGCAGAUUGACGACCCCAUUCCUGCUGUCACCCUUCUGUUGAAGCGUCUAUCCGCUUCUCCUGAUCUCAUGGAGAAGCUUACAAACGUCUACGACAUUCCUGCUCUUCUCCCUAACCGCGCUGACGGCGAUUUUACGACCGAUUUCCUUGUCCAGGUCGCCCGCAAGCGAGGUCGUCUUGGUCGCGGUGGCAUUCCCAACCUUCCUGCCGCCGCCAUGACAGUCGUCACCGACUGGCGAGACGGCCGCAUCCAGGGAUGGGUUGAGCCUCCUGUCCUUGCUGUUGAAUCUACAGCCACCGCUGCCAAGCCCGCCAUCAAGAACGCUGGCGAGGAUGAGGUCGCUGCUGACCAGAAGCAGAUCGUCACCGAGUGGGCUGCCGAAUUCAAGUUGGAGGGUCUCUGGGGCGACGACAGCGCUGACGUCGAGGAUGCUAUGGAGCAGUAA
Molecule: messenger RNA, 1626 nt
Organism: Fusarium coffeatum
Lineage: Eukaryota; Fungi; Ascomycota; Sordariomycetes; Hypocreales; Nectriaceae
Exons: 2
Coding region: 1-1626 (541 amino acids)
Cellular component (GO): nucleolus
Molecular function (GO): GTP binding
Source: RefSeq, a predicted model, not a curated record